Molecule: messenger RNA, 1404 nt
Organism: Pocillopora damicornis (cauliflower coral)
Lineage: Eukaryota; Metazoa; Cnidaria; Anthozoa; Scleractinia; Pocilloporidae
Source: RefSeq, a predicted model, not a curated record
AUGGGGGUUAAUUGUUCCAUUUUAUACUGUCCAAGAUUGUCUGAGAUUCCUGCUAGCGUGACUGGAGGUGUUAUAUAUGAUGCCGUUUGUGAGGCCGUUUUGAAUUGCGAGGGACCCAAAACUAAAUUAAUUCAGUGGACUUGUUGCCAGGAAAACCAUAAAAGGCAGGGGAAGCAUUAUCACAUGGUCAUUAAACUAAACAAAAUUAAGAGGUGGCUACCGAUCUGGCAAUAUUUAAAGAACAAGUGGAGUGUUUACUUUCACUUUUCUAACCGGCACGCCAACUACUAUUCUGCAUGGUUGUACACCACCAAAGAAGAUGAAGAUUUCAUCCAGUCUGCUGGCCAUCCAGACUUGGGCAACUCAGGUCCACCUAGAACAAUGGCCGCAAGUCAGGCGCGAGUAAAACGACGACAGCCGAUCGCAGAACUUCGUGAUUCAGCAACAGAUACCGGCACAAGUGGCGGGGAAGGCGAAGGGGGCGAAGAAAGAGAACAAGAAGAUGGCCGCUCUCGGAUGAAGGGGAAAAACGUCAGUAAGACAUCAGUGAAGCGAAAGCAAUCGAAACCAUUAAGUUGUUAUGAAGUGUCAAACAUAAUACUUGAAAAGAAAAUCCAAAACCGAACUGAGCUACUCGCACUAGCGAGCGCCCAGAAGGCUGAGGGUAAGACCGAUCUAGCAGAGUUCGUCAUGAACAGGGGAAACAGAGUUGUCGAGGAAUGUAUUUCAACAGCCUGGGAGAUGGAGAAAGCGAAUGAGCUGCUACAAAGAAGUAAACUAACAAGACUUCAGAUCUUGGAAAAAUGUCUGCAAGAUCCUUGCACCACUGAGUGUGACGGCCGGGGGGUGGUAUGCGCUCAACAGCUACUUGCGUGGAACCAAGUGCCAAUUGCGGUUUUUACCGAAGCUGUGAGAAAUCUCCUAGAACAGGGGAGGGGAAAAUUCCGCAACAUUUUAAUCAAGGGCCCUGCCAAUACAGGCAAGACAUUUCUACUUAAUCCUUUAAACACUAUUUACAAGUCUUUUAAUAAUCCCGCCACAUCCACUUUCGCCUGGGUCGGUGCAGAAAAGGCAGAAGUAAUUUUCUUGAACGACUUCCGAUGGAAUUCACAGAUUAUCCAGUGGCACGAUUUACUAUUGAUGUUCGAGGGCCAGACGGUGCACCUGCCAGCUCCAAAAUCACAUUUUUCUAAAGAUCUUGAAUUUAACAACGACACCCCGAUUUUUUGCACCACAAAGCACGACUUCGUAUACGUGAAGGGAGGGGUCAUCGACCGAAUGGAGACAGAAAUGAUGGCAGUGCGAUGGAAGGCUUUUCAGUUUCAGAGGCAGAUUCCGCAGAACGAACAAUUGUCCAUUCAACCGUGUGCUAGAUGUUUUGCUGAGUUGAUUUUAAGUCAAUAA